Zingiber officinale is the source of this 1886-nucleotide messenger RNA. RefSeq names its product mitochondrial uncoupling protein 5-like. The coding region runs from base 759 to 1733 and encodes 324 amino acids. Gene Ontology annotation, biological process: succinate transmembrane transport; thiosulfate transport; phosphate ion transmembrane transport. The transcript has a single exon. The record is from RefSeq and is a predicted model, not a curated record. Gene Ontology annotation, molecular function: oxaloacetate transmembrane transporter activity; succinate transmembrane transporter activity; malate transmembrane transporter activity. NCBI's taxonomy places the organism in Eukaryota, Viridiplantae, Streptophyta, Magnoliopsida, Zingiberales, Zingiberaceae.
CGCAUGGUCCCUCAUGGUAGGAGAUGGUCUAGAUUUGUCCGGCGCAUGCAUUCUACGGCUUAGAUGAAGCUCGUCAAAAACUAGGAAAUUAUAGUAAUUAAGCACCAGAGAUUGUUAUACGUCAGCGAGGACGGAAGUUAGGCACUUACCCGGAUUCCUUCCAAGCUUGUGCGACAGCCGUUGCGAAUUUCAAACCGUCCAGUUAUGAAUGGAUGGCGGACAUAUCUUUUUCAGAAAAUCGGGUGUAUGUAGGUUCACAGCGGAUCCAGCCUAGCAAAGACGCGUGAACGAGCUGCCACGAAUCCCUCGACCAUCCACUUGCAGCGUCGGUGGCCGUCCGAUCGUAGAUCAACGCCGCCCGCUGUGCCGGAAAUAUUCCAAGUCCGCAGUGGAGAACAAAUUGUGUGGCUGGAAAAAGGAAUCGAGCCACCCUCCCCGGGCACGGCCUCCCUCCUUCCUCUGCUUCCUUUCUCUUUCUCCUCCAUCGAUAUGCCGUUUGGUUUUGCGAGGACUCCUCGCUAUAAAUGGCGUCCGACGCCUUCUCACACAACUCGUACUUCCACACGCAGUUUCAGUAUUGCAUAUGUCUCAAAGGUCCAGCGUGCCACACUCUUCCUCCGUCGCCUUCGCCCUCCACUCCCAUCUCUUAGUUUCCAGCGAUUUGAGCCCCAACUGGUUUUAGCUGAGCUACAUUUCCCAAGUUUUCAGGCGAAAGCUUGGAUUUUGAGGCCUAAAGAAGAGAGCUUGGAUUGAUUGAGAUGGGGCUGAAGGGAUUCGUUGAAGGUGGCGUCGCCUCCAUUGUGGCUGGGUGCUCCACCCACCCACUUGAUCUCAUCAAGGUACGGAUGCAGCUCCAGGGCGAGUCCCUUAGUCCGGCUGUCUCCGCUCUCCGCCCCGCCGUCGCUCUCCAUAGCGGCGCCGGCGUGGCCGCUCUCUCUCACCCCCACCCUGCUCUUCCGCUGCCGCCGCGUCGCCCUGGGCCGAUAGCGGUGGGGGUGCAGAUCCUACGAACCGAGGGCGCCGCGGCGCUGUUUUCGGGGGUCUCUGCGACUGUCCUCCGACAGACGCUGUAUUCCACCACCCGGAUGGGGCUCUACGACAUGCUGAAGAAGAAAUGGUCCUCGUCGAGCGACGGCGGAUCGCUGCCGCUCCACCGCAAGGUCUCUGCCGGCCUCAUCGCAGGCGGGGUCGGCGCCGUGGUGGGAAACCCCGCUGACUUGGCCAUGGUCCGAAUGCAGGCCGACGGGCGUCUUCCUCCGGCCGAGCGCCGCAACUACAAAAGCGUCCUCGACGCCAUCGGGCGUAUGGCAAGGCAGGAGGGCGUCGCGAGCCUCUGGCGCGGGUCGUCGCUGACGGUGAACCGAGCCAUGAUCGUGACGGCGUCGCAGCUGGCGACGUACGACCAGGCGAAGGAGGCAAUCCUGCGGCGCCGAGGGGCGGGCUCGGACGGGCUGGGGACGCACGUGGCCGCGAGCUUCGCGGCGGGGCUGGUGGCAGCCGCAGCGUCGAACCCGGUCGACGUGGUGAAGACGCGGGUGAUGAACAUGAAGGUGGAGAAAGGGGCCGCGCCGCCCUACGCCGGAGCGCUGGACUGCGCCGUUAAGACGGUGCGGGCGGAGGGACCCAUGGCGCUCUACAAGGGCUUCGUGCCCACCGUGUCCCGCCAGGGCCCCUUCACCGUCGUCCUUUUCGUCACGCUCGAGCAGGUCCGCAAGCUCCUUAAGGACUACUGAAAUCAAAACGACGACGGCACUGAGUGAGGACGAUAUCGAGUUAUACUACGACGAUGGCGAUAAAAGAGUAGAUUUUGCAAUAAUUUUGACGGUUUAGAAUCCUCUGUGACGAUAUACAUUUAUUUGAAAUGAAAAUCUGAGGCUUUUCCAUAA